Messenger RNA from Humulus lupulus (European hop), 771 nucleotides. RefSeq lists its product as uncharacterized. Bases 1 to 771 code for a protein of 256 amino acids. The transcript is spliced from 2 exons. The record is from RefSeq and is a predicted model, not a curated record. NCBI's taxonomy places the organism in Eukaryota, Viridiplantae, Streptophyta, Magnoliopsida, Rosales, Cannabaceae.
AUGUCCAAUACUGAUCCUGAAGCAAAUGCUGAAGCAAUUCCUCCGCAAAAUGCAUCAGAGAAGCUAAUUAGCAAGCCACCUCCACCAUUUCCUCAGCGAUUUCAAAAGCAGCAGCAAGAUAGCCUAUUUCAAAGAUUUUUGGAUGUUUUGAAGCAACUCCACAUCAACAUACCUCUAGUGGAAGCUUUGGAACAUAUGCAUAAUUAUGUGAUGUUCUUAAAGGAUAUUUUGACAAAGAAAAGGAGGCUUGGCAAAUUUGAAACGGUUGCUUUAACUGAAGGUUGUAGUGCUAUUUUGAAGAAUAAAAUUCCUCCAAAGUUGAAGGAUCCAUGCAAGGGAAAGAUUGAAGACGUCUUAGUACAACUUGACAAGUUCAUUUUUCCGGUAGAUUUUAUUAUUCUUGACUAUGAGGAAGAUAGGGAUGUACUGAUCAUCUUGGGGAGACCAUUUCUUGCCACCGGGAGGACGUUGAUAGAUGUUGAAAAAGGAGAGCUCACCAUUCGAGCUCAAGAUGAACAAGUCACAUUCAAGGAUUUUAAUCCUAUACGAUCUCUUAAUGAAGUUGAAGCUUGCUUGGCCAUAAGUGCUUCUUACUUCAAGUUGAUUGAAAUGAUGCAUGAAAAGCAUAGCAAGGGAGUGAAGAAAAAGGUCCCUUUUGAAGAAAUUGAGAAAGGUAGUGAGCCAUGGAUAAGUAAGGAAGAAGAACCAUCUCAUCUUCCAAAGCUACCAAAGAAAAAGAAGAAGAAAAAGAAACAUAGUAGAAAGCCAUAA